This is a messenger RNA of Chelmon rostratus (copperband butterflyfish), 1496 nucleotides long. It is a transcript of the gene taf12, whose product is annotated as TAF12 RNA polymerase II, TATA box binding protein (TBP)-associated factor. NCBI's taxonomy places the organism in Eukaryota, Metazoa, Chordata, Actinopteri, Chaetodontiformes, Chaetodontidae. Gene Ontology annotation, biological process: DNA-templated transcription initiation; RNA polymerase II preinitiation complex assembly. The transcript has 6 exons. Gene Ontology annotation, cellular component: SAGA complex; transcription factor TFIID complex; SLIK (SAGA-like) complex. The record is from RefSeq and is a predicted model, not a curated record. Bases 297 to 692 code for a protein of 131 amino acids. Gene Ontology annotation, molecular function: TBP-class protein binding; protein heterodimerization activity; DNA binding.
ACAAAGCGGAAGUAGUGAAAAAAUCUCCUCGCUGAUUUUUCAAGCUGUGUAGGGUCCAUUUGAGGGAGUAUUUCUGUAUCAAACUCACUUAUCGCAGCAGCGACGCCGAAACAUGGACAGAUAGUGUUUGUUUAAUUGGAUUUACGGACGUGGUCCUAAUAAAACAUAAUCCAUCACCAUCUGUGCCCAUCCUGGACUGUCACUCAGGACUCUGACACAUACAAACACAGACAAUCAACAGUUUUGCGUCUUGUGAAACACCAGAGUCCCUCCACUUUUCCCAUUGCCCCACCAGCAUGGCUAACAGCACUGCAACAGCAGUAAAGGUUCUGCCUCCUGGCCCUGCUGGCAGAAGUAGUCCAGAGGGAUCUCAGGUGCUCAGUAAGAAGAAGUUGCAGGACCUGGUGAGAGAGAUCGAUCCGAAUGAGCAGCUGGAUGAAGAUGUAGAGGAGAUGCUGCUACAAAUUGCAGAUGACUUUAUAGAGAGUGUAGUGACAGCGGCCUGCCAACUGGCACGCCAUCGCAAGUCCAACACCUUGGAGGUGAAGGAUGUUCAAUUACAUCUUGAGCGCCAUUGGAACAUGUGGAUUCCUGGUUAUGGCUCAGAUGAGAUCCGGCCGUUCAAAAAGGCGUGCACCACAGAGGCUCACAAACAGAGAAUGGCGCUGAUCCGCAAGACAACCAAAAAGUAGCAAGACUGUACACAAAUAUGUUGUACACCCUCUGUGUAUUGUCUUUUUUUGUUUGUUUUUUCCUUUUGGACUGUUUCUUUUUUUUUUUUUUUUUUUUUUUUUUUGGACUAAUGACAACGAAAAAGAUGGUUUGGGUGUUUUUGUUUUUAUGACAUUAGAUAGUGUUUCAUCAUCCCCUAACUUUUGAGUGUUUUGCCAGCACCGUCACACAGUAAUGUAAUUCUUGUCUGAUUCUGUUUUGUUGCCAUUAAGCUAAGCCUGGCAGAACUCUGUUCAUUGCAUUUUUAUCAAUAAACAUUUACUGGAAGACUUCUUUUGGAUUGUGACCACUGCUGUAUCAGGUUUACCUUUUGAUACUCGAGCAUUUGGAUGUGAAUGUUAUAGAUUCAUUUGCCUCCUUAAAAUUGAUAAUUGUUAUCUUGCCAAUAAUAGAUCAUCAUAGCUGUUGAGUAUGUAAGAGAUUAGGGCUCCCCUGUUUACCCGUUCUGCUCAGUGCUGUUGAUUCUAGGUUUUUUUUAAUAGAGGGUCUAUAAUACCAAAUUCCUACUGCAAAUGGUGGCCAGAAAUACAGUCAUUUGUUUUUCUCUGUUGUUGGACAUGUUUGCGCUGUUGGUGUAUUGUUACUGAAUGUAGUAGGUUUUAUUACAUUAAUACAUUUAUUUCAACUAUCCUUGGAAAUGUUAUUUUUACUUGUCUAUUUCAGCUAAUUGCAUCAAAAUAAUCUUAGAAGAAAUGAUCCCCAGAUGCUGACUUUUCACAAUGUCAAAUGGAAAAAAAAUUAAAUAAAUGACUGAUGUUGUCAAA